UGGCUGACAUCAUAGAGUUUCAUGGCUAGAUGUGCUAGUAUGGCGAGUGAAAGUUUUCGUUAGUUUCUCAGUAUUCUCUUGUGUUGCGGUGCACGCUUUUCGUUCGUUCAACUAUGUAGCGCCUGUAGCCCGCGUCUCAACGCGCGGUGACCGACGGUAAGCAAGCUUGCAGCAAUGUUGCUGAACAGUUUGAGAAUCGGUGGCAGGUUGUGCUGGAAACUGGCCCGCGGUGCGUCGGUUGCGGCUCCGUCAAGGGUAACAGGGACAUCUCCAACUGGUCGCUCUUCCUCGUCCAAGGCACGGCUUGCUUCCAAGAAACGCGAAGCGGAGUCGCAACGUGAGCAGCCCUGUUCGAUACUGUCGACCAUCAACGAUCGAGACGACGAUGACUUCAACCUGGUCGAGGAGCCCGAAGGCAGCCUAAGCGAGCAGUCGCGCGCCCGCAUCCAGCUUUUGACAGAAUCGCUCGGGUGCUCGCUUGCGAGUGCCACAAGCAUCGUAAUGAGCAACCGAAAGAUCCUCAGUAUACGGCGCGAGACCUUGUUGAAGAACAUUGGCAUGCUCAAGUCGCUGUUUCCGGUGCGCGAAAUCAUGCGCCACCCGGAGAUCUUCAGCUUCCAGUUCGGCACGGCUGAGCAGCGCUACCGGAACCUUGAGGAGUGCGGUAUCAAAAAAGUUACGCCCGCCAGAGUCAUCAAGUAUGUGGAGCUGAUGACUCAGCCCACCUACUCCCUGAAGCUGGAAGGUGAGGUGGCGGUUGGGACGGACCCUGUAGUUCACAUGCUCUCCUUUCUGGACUGCCCCGCCAGUGUGCGGGCUGGCAUUCUGUCAGAGCUGCCGCUCCACUAUCCGUUCACCCUGAGCAUAGCAGAGGUCAAGCAGGCUGUGCUGCGUGCAUACCUGGCCUGGCGCCUUGGAUGCUCCCAUGAACAGAUAGCCUCGCUGGUGCGAAAGUAUCCAUCCGUGGAGAAUCGGAGCCUGCAGUUUCUCCGGCACACCAUCGAGCUGCUGACCAACCACUUCCACAUGCCCAGUGACAAGAUCCUGCGCAAUGGCUUUGUACUUAUGGCGCAUCCGGGUAACCUGGAGAGCCAGCUGUCGCAGGUGCGUCAGCUGGCGGGGAUGGAGGUGCGAGAGCUAGCAGUGCUUUGCCCACGCCUGCUGACUGUGCCGGCAGAUAACCUGAUCCGUGUCGAGCGGCUGCUACAGGCGCACGGCAUCACACCAGCUCAGGUGCAGCGCUGCAUCAGGAUCUACAGUCUCAGCCCGGAGACCAUAGAGAAGCGUCUGAAGGAGAUCACCAAGGUGGCCGAGUUCGAAGUACGUCGUGAGUGUCCCCGACUGCUGAACCUGGUCUACUACGCGUCCAAGGCGCGGCACCGUCUUGAGCUACUCUCGCAGUUGGGGCACCCUGCCAGUGGGGUAUCCAUCAACGUGCUCAGCAUGGCCGCCUCUGACUUUGCACGGGUAUUCUAUAGUGGUAGCGACCGUGGCCGACCCCGCGAGACGGCUGAAUACCUUGCACACCUGCUUAGGAAGCCGGAGGCUGAGGUGCGCCAGCGGCUGGCCAGCCAUCCAUCAGCCAAGCGAAUUUCCCUACUGAACACCCGCCGUGUUGUUGACUGGUUGUUGCCACGAGGAGUCACUCAUGAGCAACUUUGGUAUGGACUUCAGGUGGUGCUGUACGACUCGGAGCUGGUGGCGUCCCACUUCUUGCGCCUCCCUGAGCGAGACGAGCUGCAGCCGUACUCGGAGUGGCGUGACUGUCCCGAGCUCCUCGAGGUGUUGCUGUACUACAUAGAACGAGAGGCACAUUUCACGGGGCACACUCAGCUGGGCUUGUUCAGCGAGGUGGAGGCCUUGGACAGCACCAGCCAGGAGAAAGCCAACCAGGCAGCCUUGCUGCAGAACCCUUACUUCCACCCAGCCACUUUUCCAACUGUGCAAAAGGAAGAGGAGGGUGACUCGUCAUCGUCGUGACCUACCCAAGACGGCCGAGUGUGACACUAUUGCUGUUCAAUGCUCAGUGUCUGAAAUUUUCAAUGCCCUCUUGAUAAUGGAGAGGCUAUAUGAAAGAACUAGGAGAAGUGCAGGCGGACUUGUAGCACUACUAUGUGAGACGAAGAGGAAAUGAGCAGGCCUGUUCUGGCUGACCACUUCUCCUCCAUGCAACGUAUGCAAUGCUACCAACAUGCUGGGCCCCGAGUAUCUUGUGUAUUGGGUGGUAUUCACGAGGCUGUUUAAGUGACCCUCCGGUGCUGUCACAAAGGAAAAAAGGUCAGGCAGACCCAUCGUAACGGCCGACAGUGACAACACCACGAUGCAGCGUCCAAGGUGCCUCGGAGAUCGACGCAAUCUAGUCGUCGACACUGUGACACAGAAAAGGAACGUGCAGACUUGUCCUGACACAGUCGUGAUGGUGGAAUAUGACGUUAUCACUUAGUGCUCCAAGUGCCUCACUAGUGUGAGACAGCUGUGUCGGUGCCAUAGUGGUGAUGUAAGUACGCAGGCUUUGCACUGUUCAGCGCUCGAAGUGGUGUGGGAAUGCCAGUAUAUUUAUGGCACUGAAAGACACUCAAACUGGACCUUGUGCAGAAUGAGUACAAAUGUGAAGUGACCAUCUGGCUAAGGCACCUGCUAGCAGGCUGCACCUUACAUCCUGCACAUAAUCCACUGUGCAGUACCCUAAAAAAAAAAGUCACUGAAAACAGGACCUACAUCAACAGUUGUGGGCAGUACAGUGCAAAUACGUUUGCGAUAAAGGCACCCUUUUUAUAUAUUGGAAAUGGUUGCUGGCUGUGUAGACGGAACAUUUAGUGAGCAAUGUGUGAUAAUUUAAUAGUGGUUAUGACGUGCAUUGAUGAGAAAAACCUAUAACUUCUAUAACAUUGGGCAGGGAAAGCCCCUUUGCAGUUCUUGAAAUGACAACAUCUGGAAUUGGAGUAAAUAUUUGUUACCAGAUGAUGGACAGCUUGUCUGAAGAAGCAAAGUGCCACUCGAUAGCAGUGAGGACCCGCUGUGGUGGUGUAGUGGCUUUUGGUGUUGCGCUGCUAAGCCUGAGGCUGCGGCGUCCGCAUUUUGGUAAGGGCGAAACGCAAAAACGCCUGUGUACCGUGCAUUGAGUACACAUUAAAGAAUCCCAGCUGGUAAAAAGUAAUUCAAAGUCCCCCACUACGCUGUGCCUCAUAAUCGUAUCGUGGUUUUGGCACGUAAAACCUCGGAAGUUAAUUGUGAUGCGUAGCAUCCUUUGGCUAGGUGCCUGGGGUAAUUUUCCGCUCCGUUUCAUUCGUCCUUCCAGUUUCGUGUCCCAGAAAACCCCUAGCGCCUUCUGGGCUUGAAUAGGUAAAUACACAAUGUUCUGUACGCUUGCCGCCACCUACUUGCGGGCGCACGGCCCUCUGACGCGAAAUGUCAGACAGCCGCCAGGUGCCGACACACAUCCACCCAAAGCCAUAGAGUUUUAUAUGAUAAAUACUAGAGGGAACUGUGGCGCCAGUGUCGACAGCAGCUGCAAGCAGGGCAGGUCAGCCAGCAUGGGAAUGAUGGGUAGUGCAUGGAUUUGGCUAAACUUUGUACUUCUGGCUUCGAAUGGUUUCGUGGCUUUUUGAACUCAUCAUUUUAAACAAUGUGAUGUGUUAUAAAUAAUUAAGUAAACACCAUUAAAAUUGUCCAGGCAGCAGGAUUUGAACACAGGAUGUCUAGUGCAGGAGCCCAAUAUUGUGAUCAUUGCGCCACGGACGCAUGCAUCGGCAAGCGGCAUAGAACACCCUUACGAAUGCUGAAAUGCUGCAAUUAGUAGCCAUUAUGCCUGUUCAUGGGGUCUUCUGCAUUUAUGCAAGUAUAGAUUGUUUUGAAAUUUAGGAAAACGAAGGCCAAAAAAGCGUAAUAAACGAAGUCACAAGAACGUCUGAAGGCACAAGCACGAAGGUCAGACAAACCUACGUACUAACCAUCAUUCCCAUAGUGGCUGAACGAUGGCAGUAAAUACCAAAGUUUCCUAGAGUAAUUAUUGUAGGCAACUCUCAGGCCCAAACUAUUGUUGAAUUUUCUCGCCACGUUACCGGCACACUCAACAUCAGGGGACCUGCGUCGCAUCAUAGGCCAGAAAAUGCAAUUUCUCGGUGAGUUCGUUGCUUGUUUUACAUUGAAUACGAAAAUUCUGUGACUAUGCAGCGGCCUAAGAAGCUGCUCAGUGACAAGGAACAAUGAAUGUGGUGAGGAAACUUAUAAAAUACGCAGCCCUUAGAACGCAGGCGAGAGCUUGCACGGGCAAGGUACGUGUGGAAAACGCAAAUAAAAAGAGAAUUAUGUCUACACGAAGAGGGCAGUGUUUGAAUGCAGGUGAGCGCGUCAGCAUGCAAAUUAUGCGAGAAAGGGCACUACAACAUUUCUUUCAUUUACCUAACACACGAUUGGUGGUAAAAACUGCUUUACUAGGGAGAUCAUCGUAGGUAAUGAUGGUCACGUCAAAUUCUUACAAGCAAAGACUCCAUUGUGCCCAAUGGCCUGAAGGGUCUUAUACUUGAGAGCCAACAGAGCAAACCACUCUUGAGUGGGCAGCCUUACAAGUAUGUUUGGAACUUUAUUACUGCCCAUACAAUUGCUAAGCAUUCUUUUUCAGUAGCAAUAUUAUUGCCCAUACAAUUGCUAAGCAUUCUUUUUCGGUAGCAGAAUAAUUUUUCUGAGCAAAUGAUGAAGUAAAGCUUGCAUAGGCAAUGACACGCUCAAUGCCCUUUUUUUUUUCAGUGUACGUACCAACACAGUACCGAGACUAACAUUGCUGGUAUUCGUGUGCGAUUCCAUCUCGGCAUCCUCGUCAAAAUGACCGACUACAGCUGGCGCCAGUAGCCAAUUUCGGAAUGUAUUGUAGGAUUGGUGUUGUUUGUUGAUCCAAACAAAAAUUACAUCACCUUUCAUAAGCUGGUUGCGAGUCAUUGAGCAAUUUUUGAAAAGUUAUAGACAAAGCACCUUACAGAAGGGCUUGUUGCUGGCCAAGUUGGUGCCGUUUACUGUACAUUGUUUUCAACCGCACGAAAGGCAGACAUACACACGGAGAACACGUGUGUGUCACAUUCUCAGUGUGGCAACUAGUUUUCGAGUCGUUAAAAAGAAUGUAUGGUAAAGAGCCUGUAGUAUGCACAGAGCAUGGCUUCCGAGAUGGUGCGCGCUGGCAGGUCUUGCUCCGGCCAUCCCAUUUGCACGGAGAGAGCGUAAGUUCUGUGGUGUGUGUGGGCGGCUCCUCCUCCUCUGCACCACGGCGCACACAACCUAGGGCUUUUCAUGCUUUAGGAGGCUUUCAGGUGCUCCAGUACUCUUGCUGCAGCUUGGAUGAGGCGAGAAAAAAAUGAUUUGGUGCUGCUACGCGAUUCCUUUCCGAUUUGUAAAUGACAGCUGGCGGUGUAAUAGGGGCAAAGUGCAUGCCGGUGCCUAUUUAUUCUCAAAUGCAUUUUUUUUUACACACACAUACUCCGACUACAUUUAAAUACGUUGGUAUAUAGAAGUGGAAUAUGAGGUGUGUUCAAAAAGAAACUGGGCUUUUGAAAUAGCACGCCAACUGGCAGAAGGAGUGCCCUGUGGCUACUGAGUGCAAUUACUGGUACGUUCAGACAACAAACUGCCGUUUGCCGCAUUUCGCUCUGACCGUUGGUUGGCGAGCUACAGCUGCUGAAGUGAGCACGUGCACAAGCUGUUUGUCGGAUUAAUGCCAAAGUGACAAUAAAAGAGCUUGAAGAACAAUGUGUGUGUGUGAAAUUUUGCUACAAACGUGGCAAAACUUUCACAGAGACAUUUAAAUUGCUUAGCCAAGCAGACGGGGAGGAUUGUAUGAUUCGCAUGCAGUGCUAUUAAUGGUUUAAGCGUUUUAAACAUGGCAGAAUGUCAGUCGGCGACGAUCCCAAGCCUGGAUGACCUUCCACAUCGACAGAUGACCACGUCGAGAGAGUUCGUGCUGUGAUUCGUGUAAAUCGUCGUUUAACUGUUUGAGAAGUUGCUGACAAAGUGGGCAUCGGCGUAGGAUCGUGCCAUCAAAUUUUGAGUGACAAACUUGAGAUGCGUCGUGCGAGUGCAAAUUCAUUCCACGUUUUUUGACUGACGAUCGGAAACAGACCUAUGUUGAAAUCAGCCAGGAACUGCUUGCCACUGCCAUUGACAAUGGAAAACUUCUCUAAGACCAUCAAAACAAGCAAUGAGACCUGUGUUUAUGGCUAUGAUAUUGAAACGAAAGUGUGGUUGUUGCAGUAGGUGGGAAAAGUUUCUCGUCCAAAGAAAGCACGCAUGAGUCGGUCGAAGAUCAAGGUAAUGUUGGUUGCGUUUUUUGACUGCAAAAGCAUUGGAAUUAGUACCACAUGGUAAGAUGGUGAAAAAGGAAGUCUACCAGGGAAUUUUAGCACGUUUUAGGAAUGCUGUGUGCAGUAAGAGGCCUGAAUUGUGAGAAAACCAGACAAGGAUGUUGCAUCAUGACAAUGUGCGAGCUCACACAUCGCUCCUUGUCUGCAGCUAUCAAGCAAAACAUCACACUCCCGUUGUACACCAUGCACCGUAUUCUCCGGACCUAGCCCCAGCAGACUUUUUCCUAUUUCCCAAAGUUGAAUUGAAAAAUCAACCUUAAAACCACAUUGAAAAGAUGUCGUUUCCAAACCAUAGAGGAGAUUCAGGACAAUGCGACAAGACACCUGCGCGCCACCCCUGGAAGUGCGUUCCAGGAGGCUUUCCAAAAAUGGAAGAAAUGAUGGGAACAGUGUAUUGCCAGUAGAGGGAACUGCUUUGAGGGGGACAGUGCUUAACAUGUACAAUGAGCAAUGAAGAUGUUAUAGCCACAGUUCGGUUUAUUUUUGAACACACCUCAUACAUCAGCAAGAGUUCCUCCCCCCCCCCCCCCCCCAUGUGCCAGAAAUGUGCUAUACUACAGAAUUUGUGGUUUAUAUGUAUAUCGUUUUCUGAUCUGUUUUCAAAGCUUUGAAUGAGUCGCCUGCUGGCUUAGGUGCUUACUUUCGUCUGCGCAUUUCACUGUCGUGAGAAGGCGUGAAGCAAGACGCAGCAUGAUCCACCCGCAGAAACAUGCUGUAAUCGCUCGAGUACUUAAAUUUGAGUGCACAUUAGAGAACUCCAGGUGGUUAAAAUUAAUCCGGAGCCCCACACUAUGGCGUGCCUUCAUAAUUACGUAUUUUUGGCAUGUACGCCCCAGAAUUGUUUAUUAUUACCUUUUUUUUUUUUUUUGGAUGCAACUGCCAUAGUAGCACUUCAUUUUGCUAAGUCACCAACUGAGAUAGGGGUCGCUUUGCCAUAUGAUUUUGAAAUUUUGAACCCUGUUUACUGACAGGAACUAGCGUUGCGCAUAUUGACAUGCAUCAGCUCACAAGCAAAAGCAUUCAAAAUUAUAUGAGAGUACUGAAAGAGAAAAAAUUACGCUUGCCUAUGUAUCUAGUGUUGUCUUCGUCAGCAAUUGGGCAAACCUAAAUCGCAGGAUUAACUAUGCCAGUCCAAAGGCAAAUAUUCAAGGUGAAGUGUCACUGAAAUGUGCAAACGCACAAAGAAUAUUUUGGGUAACGUGCAGCAACCUUUAUAAAAGUUUUUUUUUUUGUUUUUUUGCUGAUUGAAGAAAGAUUUCAGUUUGCAUGACAUUGCCUGCUGCAGUCUCAAGGCUUGAUGGUGCAAUAAAUUGUGCAACCAAGCGUGAAAUGAUAAAUUAUGCAAAUAUUUACAUGUUUAUUAGUAUAUGCCACACAAGCAGGCAUUACCAUAACUAAAAGCAAUAAUUAUUUAAAUUUUAAUUACAAAUAUUAGUUGCUUUUCCACAUGUUUGCUUACGGCAUGUUUAAUUUAAUAAUAUAUAUAUUUUUACAUGGUCGUGAGAAAGGCAUUGGAUAAUAUGUGAAUACGGCUACAUCAAUGUAUGAUAAGCAUUAUUCAACAAGGCAAUAAUAAAAAAAAAGAAAAGCAUCACGUAACAAACUCAUUAUUCGUGCAGCACAGUAGCAAGCAAAAUCAUAAUAAAGACAGAAAAAGUAUGCACGGGACGAUGCAAGCAAUUAUUGCAUGAACAUCGCUGCAUUACAGAGUAGGCAUACAGACAUGAAAAUUACCGUAUCAACUGCUGAAUCUCUGCAAUGCAAAGUAAAAAAAGAAAAGGCUGGACAGACGACAAUUAAACUCUGCCAUCAACAAUGAGCUGACAGUUCAGAGGCAAUGAAUGGUAUGUGAACCUACACAUAAUUUGUUCCGAAAAAUGAAAAAAGAAAGAAAUUUAAUUAUGGGGGUUUUAUGUGCCAAAACCACAAUCUGAUUAUGAGGCAGGCUGUAGUGGGGGACUCUGGGGAACAUGGACCACCUGGGGUUCUUUGAAAAUAAAUUAAUAAACAUAAGUAUAGACUAUAGAUACUACAAAAUCAAUGGAUUAGGAUAUAGAAAGGACUAAACAGUUGAGAUGGCAAAAUGGUCUAGGUAGAGCUUGAGGCAGAGCUGAAAAAUUGCCUGGGAUAUAUCCUGUGAAGAUCUGCAUCAAGUUGAAAGAGAGGCAAUGCGCACGUUGAGAUCUCACAUGGUCUGCCUUCUACGACCACCUCCAGAGGCAUUGGAAUCCUCUGCUAACGGUGCCACCUCUAGGCAGACGGGCGCGCGUGCCACAUUACACUUUUUUUUUUUUUGCUGGCAAGCGCGCCAAAUGGGACGGGCAGAGCAAAAGCUGCCAGCGGUUGCAAUCUUGGAGGCCAUGCACAAAGUUUCAGAAAAUGACGUACAAAGGCCUUGUUGGUUGGUGUCUGAAAUGUGGCAACAGCAGUGGUUCUCUUUGUGUCUGGGCAAAUACCGGCAUUGCUCACUAUGUGACCAAGGAAGUUAAGUUCUCCGUACCCAAAGUGGCACUUCUCUGACUUGAGAGAGAGUCAAGCUGUUCGAAUGGCUUGAACUGGCUGAAGACGCUGGAUGUCCUGCUCGCAUGCAUCAGAAAUGACCACCACAUUGUGUGAGCAUGCCAGACACGAUUGCCAUUUAAAGGCACAACAAAACAGUGUCCAUCGUUGUUUGAAAUAUAGCUGGCGCUGAACGAAAGCCGAAAGGAAGGACCUGAAACUGAAACAGGCCAUCUAGAGUAAUAGACUGUUUUGUUGCGGUCGUGUUCAUCAACUGCUAUUUUCCAGUAACCGCUAUGCAAAUCUACGGAAGUAAAGUAUCAGGCCUGUCAGAUACGAUCCAAGGAGUCAUCUUUUCGUGGCAAAGGAUUAACAUCUUUUUUAGUGAUUUUAUUUAUUUUCCAAUAGUCGACGCAUAAGCGCAAAAUGUCAUCUUCACUUUUCAUUAAUACAACCAGUGAAGCUAAGUCUGGAUGACAUCGUCUUUAAGCAUUUGUUGAACAUGGUGAUGAAUAGCAUCUUGCUCUUUCCAUGACACCAUGUAGGAAUGUUGGAAGUUGGGUCCUUCGGUGGGCUUUGUUAUAAUUCUAUGUUUCGCAUGCAGCGUCUGAUUGACCUUGCUCAUCGUAGCAAAUUAAUUUUAUGGUAGGCUCAGGUUCACAUCCCUAUUUAACACUUUGGUGGGAUGAUCAACCAAUGAAAGCAUGGGUAAUGUUGAGGGGCCAGGAUAAUUGGCAAUUUCCCUAAAGUAGGUGAUGGCAGUGCAUUUUGUGGGAUGCCAAUAUUCCUCACUGAAGCUUAUGACCAAUAGUUAUGUUUGCCUCCUGCUGAGCUGUACAAUGCCUGAUGCAAUAUGAAUGUUGUUGUACAGCGAUGAAUUUGUGGCGGGACAGCAUUAGAUAAUAGUUUAAUGUUUCUUAGAUACAUGAUGCCCGUUAGAAGUUUAAGUUCUCGCAUAGGCAAGUCAUACAGGCAUCAUGGAAGUUUGUCCCUAAGUUUGAGCAGUUGAGCCCAUUUAUUCUCUUCAGAUAGGCUUUAUAACCUUGGCUUGGCAAACAAACAGUUGAAACUUAUAUAUGCUUCAAAUGCGUGGCAUCUCUAGUCUGUUGAGUGAGAGAAGGUAGUUGUUUGGAAUCAUCAAAGCAAAAUACCCCAUUGCUAGCUUUAUUGCUAAGACACCUUCACAGUGUUUGGGGUUAAGACAAUCACUGUUCUUUCAUUAUUAUUGCACUUGGUCUUCACUCAUGUAUAUGUGUACUAAAGGACAUACUAUAAAGUCAUAUUAAAUGUACAAUUUUAACUUUUGUUGGGGACUGAAGCCUUCUUCUCCUGCCUUGUGUUAGCUUGCAUUGUAGAACUACAUGUACAAACAUUACAGCGAAAAAAUACUAAGUGUACAGUGCUGUGUAUACCUUGACAUGAAAUAAACAGCAUGUUUUCAAUGAAUAAAGCGUGCAGAAA
Dermacentor silvarum is the source of this 10307-nucleotide messenger RNA. RefSeq names its product transcription termination factor 5, mitochondrial (gene mTerf5). Gene Ontology annotation, biological process: regulation of DNA-templated transcription; termination of mitochondrial transcription. The transcript is spliced from 7 exons. The record is from RefSeq and is a predicted model, not a curated record. Lineage: Eukaryota; Metazoa; Arthropoda; Arachnida; Ixodida; Ixodidae. The coding region runs from base 175 to 1980 and encodes 601 amino acids. Gene Ontology annotation, molecular function: double-stranded DNA binding. Gene Ontology annotation, cellular component: mitochondrial matrix.